This is a messenger RNA of Rotaria sordida, 1326 nucleotides long. NCBI's taxonomy places the organism in Eukaryota, Metazoa, Rotifera, Eurotatoria, Philodinida, Philodinidae. The record is from the annotation of a GenBank genome assembly.
AUGUUUUAUGUUUUUUUUACGGGUCGAACAGGUACAGAAUUUCGUGGAGAUAAAGUUGAGGAAUUUGGUCGACGAAAUGAUGCAAUAAAUGCAUAUCAUGCAAUAUUUCUUGAUAAAACAGGUAAUAAUUGGUUAGAUAGAAAAAAUUUUCAAAAAUUACCAAAUAAACAUUAUCCACUUGAAAUUGAUUAUGGACAACAUGCUGAUAAUGAUAAAAUGAAAAAAUUACUUGAAACAGCUAAUUUAAAUAUUCAUUCAAAAUUAUCUUAUUCAGUUCAAGAACUUAUUAAAAUGAUUUUUAAUGUUGAAAAUAUGCAACAAGCUUUAUUAUCGUUUGAUAUUGAUUUAAAUAAAAUGCCAUUAGGAAAAUUAUCAAAAAAUCAAUUAGAUAAAGCUUAUCAAAUUUUAACUGAAUUACAAACUUUAAUUACUAGUAGAAUUACAACAUCAAAAACACCUAUUAUUGAUGCAAGUAAUCGAUUUUAUACUUUGAUUCCACAUGCUUGUGGUUUGGGUUCAUUACCAUUACUUGAUAAUGUUGAAUUAAUAAAAACUAAAACUGAAAUGAUUGAUAAUUUACGUGAAAUUGAAAUAGCUUAUUCAAUGUUAGAUCAAUCAAAUAAUACAAUAGAUAGUAGUGAACAUCCAAUAGAUGUUCAUUAUAAGAAAUUAAAAUGUGUAGUUGAACCAGUUGAUCAUAAUUCAGAUGAAUUUAAACUUAUUGAACAAUAUAUGAUAAAUACUCAUGCUAAAACUCAUGAUCAAUAUACAUUAAAAUUACGUGAAUUAUUUAAAACAGCACGUGAAGGAGAAUUUGAUCGUUUUAAAAAAUUUCAAACACUUGAUAAUCAUCAAUUAUUAUGGCAUGGUUCACGAACAACUAAUUUUGCUGGUAUUAUUAGUCAAGGUUUACGUAUUGCACCACCUGAAGCACCUGUCACUGGUUAUAUGUUUGGUAAAGGUGUUUAUUUUGCUGAUAUGGUUUCAAAAAGUGCAAAUUAUUGUUUUACAUCAAAACAAUCUCCUGAAGGAUUAAUGCUUUUAUGUGAAGUUGCACUUGGAAAUAUGUAUGAAUGUUAUAAAGCAACAACAUUAUCUGCAUCAACUUUACCAAAGGGUACUCAUUCAACAAAAGGUUGUGGAACAACUAUACCAAAUCCAAAAGAAUAUUAUCAUACAAAUGAUGGUGUAGUUAUUCCAAUGGGUCAUGGAAUUUCAUCAGAUAUUCGACAAACUUCGUUAUUGUACAAUGAAUAUAUUGUUUAUGAUACUGAUCAAAUUAGUAUGAAAUAUCUUUUGCGUGUUGAUUUUCAAUACAAAUAUUAA